Molecule: messenger RNA, 3573 nt
Organism: Conger conger (European conger)
Lineage: Eukaryota; Metazoa; Chordata; Actinopteri; Anguilliformes; Congridae
Gene: ubqln4
Product: ubiquilin 4
Exons: 11
Coding region: 45-1868 (607 amino acids)
Biological process (GO): ubiquitin-dependent protein catabolic process
Cellular component (GO): cytosol
Molecular function (GO): polyubiquitin modification-dependent protein binding
Source: RefSeq, a predicted model, not a curated record
UUGGUUUUCUUGUCAGUGACUCAGUGAAUAUAGGAGGAGUAAAGAUGGCGGACAACGGCGGCGUAGAGCCUGUGAAUAACAACAAUAAUAAAAAUACCGCUUCGGAGGGGACAAUAAUCAAAGUCACAGUCAAAACUCCAAAGGAUAAGGAGGAAAUCGCCAUCUCAGAGGAUGCCUCAGUCACACAGUUCAAGGAGGAGAUCUCCCGGAGGUUCAAGGCCAAGCAGGAUCAGCUGGUGCUGAUCUUCGCCGGGAAGAUCCUGAAGGAUGGCGACACGCUCAACCAGCACGGCAUCAAGGACGGCCUGACGGUCCACCUGGUCAUCAAGACCGCACACAAAGCAGCAGAUGGCGCCGGUUCACAGGCUUCUGCCUCGUCCAGCUCGGGCGGCCCCCCGGUCAGCAGCAGCUCCAGCCCUGCCAGCCCCAGCCCGGCCGUCACCUCCUCCCCCGCGGGCCCCAACAGCAGCGGGUCCACAGCGGCCCCCACACAGCCAGCAAACCUGCUGACGGGCUUCGGCGACCUCUCCAGCCUGGCGGGCCUGGGCAUGGGCUCGGCCAACUUCAUGGAGCUGCAGCAGCAGAUGCAGCGGCAGCUCAUGUCCAACCCGGAGAUGCUGUCCCAGAUCAUGGAGAACCCGCUGGUGCAGAACAUGAUGUCCAACCCGGACCUGAUGAGGCAGAUGAUCGUGGCCAACCCGCAGAUGCAGCAGCUGAUGGAGAGGAACCCCGAGAUCUCGCACAUGCUCAAUAACCCCGAGCUCAUGAGACAGACCAUGGAGCUGGCGCGGAACCCCGCCAUGAUGCAGGAGAUGAUGCGGAACCAGGACCGGGCGCUUAGCAACCUGGAGAGCAUCCCGGGCGGCUACAACGCCCUGCGCAGGAUGUACACGGACAUCCAGGAGCCCAUGUUCAGCGCCGCGCGUGAGCAGUUUGGGAACAACCCGUUCUCGGCCCUGGGUGGGAACUCGGACGGCUCCGGGGUGCAGCCCUCCCGGACGGAGAACCGCGAGCCCCUGCCCAAUCCCUGGGGCCCGCCCGGCUCGGCCGCGCCCGCCGAGGGGGGAGGAGGCGGGACGGGCACCUCCUCCUCCACCACCACCACCUCCUCCUCCACCUCCGGCCAGAGCGGAACCACGCCCAGCGUCUCCAACCCCCUGGGCCUCGGAGGAGCCAGCCUGGGGAACGGCAUGUUCAGCAGCCCCGGCAUGCAGUCGCUGCUGCAGCAGAUCUCGGAGAACCCGCAGCUGAUGCAGAACAUGCUGUCCGCGCCCUACAUGCGCAGCAUGAUGCAGUCGCUGGCACAGAACCCGGACGUGGCCUCGCAGGUGAUGAUGAAUAACCCGCUGUUUGCUGGGAACCCCCAGCUGCAGGAACAGUUCAGACUGCAGCUGCCCGUCUUUCUGCAGCAGAUGCAGAACCCGGAGGCGCUGUCGGUGAUGACGAACCCGCGGGCCAUGCAGGCGUUACUGCAGAUCCAGCAGGGCCUGCAGACGCUACAGACUGAGGCCCCAGGGCUCAUGCCCAGCCUGGCGCCCGGUGGAAUCCCCACGACCCCCCUGCCCACGGGAGUGGGAGUGGGAGUGGGCGUGGCCCCGGAACCCACCACGCCCGCCGGCGGCGGAGGCCCCACCCCCGCGGCGCCCGGGACGAGCCCCGCCCAGCAGCAGCUCAUGCAGCAGAUGCUACAGAUGUUCGCUGGAGGCGGAGCUUCGACCCAGACCCCGGAGGUGCGGUUCCAGCAGCAGCUGGAGCAGCUGAGCGCCAUGGGCUUCAUCAACCGCGAGGCCAACCUGCAGGCCCUGAUCGCCACGGGGGGAGACAUCAACGCCGCCAUCGAGAGACUGCUGGGCUCGCAGCCCUCUUAAACCCCGCCACACCCCGGGGGGCAGGGGGUGGGGUUCGGGUGGUUUUUCGGGAGGGGAGGGGGGGGAGGCGGCAGACAAAGUUAUCACAGAAAUGUAUUUUUCCCCCCACCCCCCCAAAAAAAAAACGACACAAAGAUCACAAAAUGAAGCGCAGAUCGACCCAGGUGUGCCACGCCCCGUCCCCCCAGACCACGCCCCGUUCCCCAAACCCUGCCCCCGUUAUUCGCUCGCCAAAUCCUUCUCGUCUGAUGAUUGGUUAGUCCUCCGACAAGGCCGCCAUAUGAUCUGGUCUUGACGCCCCUCUCCCACCUCAAGACUGCCCCGUCUCUCACUGAUUUUGGGGGGAAGUGGGUUGCACGUGUGCCCCCUUUUCAUUAAUUUUAUUUUUCUGUUCUUUUUGGGGGGCAGGGGAGGGUAGGCCUACCAUUGUAGAGUGAAAGAUUCCACUGCCAAAAAAAAACAUCACCACCCCCCCCCCCCCCCCCCACCUCACCAUGACACCCCCAAGAACCAGCUAAGGCCUCGGCGAAUCAGGAGAAAGUGAGGUUUUUUGUUUCGUUUUUCUUCGAGACGACCUGUCACUCAAGCUGCUUAAGUGGGGGAGGGGCUCUCCCGAGCGUGAGGCGUAGAACCUACUUGGCAAAAAAAAAAAAAAAAACAGACAAAAAAAAAAGAGUUGGGAUUCUUAGAAAAGUCACGGAGAAAGGCUUCAUUUUCGCUAGGCCUCGAUCCUGUCACCACCCUCUCUCUCUCGCUCUCUCUCUCCCUCUCUCUGUAGUCCUGAGUUCAUGCCUGCUUGACUUCACUAUUUAUUGCAAGUGCUGUAGAAGAUUUCCUGUUUGCUCAACCCUUAGUAGCCGUUUCCUAUUCGCUGACUGCAGCACAACAGCCCCGCCCCCUCACUCACCCCCCCACCAUAUCUAUUCUGUUGUCAUUCCAAAUAUUUUGCUGAUGAGACCAUUGGACCCCCAACCAACCCCCCACCUCUCUCUCGCCUUAGGCCCUGUAGCGCCGACCCCCCCCCUGGCCCGCCCCCCUUGGCUAUGGUGACUCCUCCCACCCAGCCCCCCAAACUCCACCCACUCGGAACGUGAUUGGUUACCCGAAGCAGGACUUAAAAUCAGGCACUUUGACGCGAUUUGAAAUCAGUUUAAUCAAAAAACAAGUAUCCUGCAAAAUGUUUUUUUUUUUUUUGUUGUUUUUUUUUGGGAGGGGGAGGGUGGGAUGGAGGGGUCAUGUGACAAACAUCAAUAAACUGGUUUUAAAGCUGGAGUUGGAGCUGGUUGAACACGGAUUUCUUUCUUUCAUUUUAAUCCGAUCACUUACGUGUUUUUAUUUUUUGAGGUGCUAUAGUGCCUAGAAAAUGAUCUGUUGUGUAUCUCAUUUUAAUCUCCUUUAAAAAAAAAAAAAAAAAGACAAAAUAAGAAAAAAGAAACAACAGCUUUACUUUUUUUUUCGUAUGGUCGCACCAUACUGUUAAAAAAAAAAGAAAAAAAAAAUGAACGAUAAAAAUCUAGGUUGCUCUUGAAAUCUCAGCCUCGUAGUUGUGGUAACCUUGGUAACGGCUCUAAAGCUUCGCUUAUUUUGUCCGCUUUGAGAGCUCCGGUCCAUCACCUGAUUGAACAUGUUGAAACUAACGUUUAACAGUACUGUACUAAAAAAAAUAAAAUGAAAUAAAAAUAAAGAAAGGUUGGUCAAUAAGCUC